Chiloscyllium plagiosum (whitespotted bambooshark) is the source of this 804-nucleotide messenger RNA. RefSeq lists its product as uncharacterized. Gene Ontology annotation, molecular function: tumor necrosis factor receptor binding. NCBI's taxonomy places the organism in Eukaryota, Metazoa, Chordata, Chondrichthyes, Orectolobiformes, Hemiscylliidae. The record is from RefSeq and is a predicted model, not a curated record. Gene Ontology annotation, biological process: immune response. Gene Ontology annotation, cellular component: membrane.
CAGUCUAUUGACAGCCCAGCUUUCAGGAAGAUCUCACUCUCCUCAUAUAACACAGGGACGGUGACCAUGGAUGGGACGGUACCAUUGAAUGAGACGGCAGUCCCACUGAAGGCACGUGGGAAAUACCGCAGGGCGCUGUUUCAUUGGUCCCUGGUUCUCAUAGUAAUCAUGGUCCAGGUACUAGCAGCAAGUUAUCUCUCGUUUUACCUCCUCAGAACACGACUGCAGGAUACGGCGGAACGCCUGGGCAAGAUGCAUGGGGAUGCGUUGUCACCCGAAAAGUGCGCUACUCACUGGACUGCAGCAGCAUUCCCAGACAGCAAUGAAACUGGAGAAGAUCAAGCGCUGGCCUGGCAGAAUAGGAUUGGGCAAGUUUUCACAGGAAACUGCGCGGAGUAUAACGCGACUGAUAAAUCACUGGAAAUAAAAAGCGACGGUUACUAUUUCAUCUACGUCCAGGUGAUGUUGAAGGCCAACUGGACGAGCGUGAAGUUCAUCUUGAUUAUGGAUGGCAAGAACGAGAUCGAACGGAACUCUCGCACCGCCUCGGAGCUGAACUCAAACACCGUCAUCUUCGGGAGCACCUACAGACUGCGGCAAGGGUCAAAGAUUUUGGUCAAAUCAAACCCUAAGUAUGUUCGAGUUCAGGAGACAGAUACGUUUUUGGGUCUGUUUAAGCUAUGAAAAAGAAAAAAAGGCCCGUGACUUUUUUCAGACUACCGUUUUAGAGCUGGACUUAUCUGUAAAUACAACAGUGAGACACUGACCGAGUCUCCACUGUUAGGGUGAACUAAUCUUUCUAUU